ACGGACGGUGCGCCGAGAUGGUGCAUCAAUGCACAAGCAAAGGCGAUUGGCACAAUUUGUUAACCGAAGAAAAAACGCACAAACUUCAAGGAUUGCUGCUAAUUGGGAUUUAUGAUGUGUUCAAUUGUUGAGUGGACGAUUUAAUUGCUGGUGAUACUGCGUGAGCAAGACUAAUGAAACUGCUGAAAACGUCUCAAUAUUAUCAAGACGUGAUUCUUUCCAAAUGCUGCAACGGGAGAACAAGGUUUAAUCGUAUAAGUCAAAACAGAAAAUGUCAAUGCUUUUCCAGCCCAUCAUCUUCCUUAUCUUUCCUAUGUCUGGUCACCAAGAAUUCCUUAAGGGAUUAAGCUAACAACACCCCAAAAAAGAUAUUUCCCAAGCCUCCUCUCUCUGUGACUAAUCUGAAAUCCUCCCUCCUUCUGGUACCGACAUGGCUGCCGCUCCUGAUGUGGCCUGCCUAUCAGAGAUGGGUGGAAUCACGGGUCAAAACCUCAGCCUGUCCUAUGGUCCUGAACCCUGUAACCAGAGUGCUCUCCGAACCCAGCCUUAUUCCCCAGAAGCCACAGCAGCGUUCGCCAUAGCCAUCACUCUCAUGAUGAUCUUCACCAUUGUGGGAAACAUUCUGGUCAUCAUCGCCGUUCUGACCUCCCGCUCGCUCCGAGGCCCGCAGAACCUCUUCCUCGUGUCUCUGGCGGCGGCGGACAUUCUCGUGGCCACCCUCAUCAUCCCGUUCUCCUUGGCCAACGAGCUGCAAGGCUACUGGGCCUUCCGCUCGCUGUGGUGCGAGAUCUACCUCGCGUUGGACGUCCUCUUUUGCACCUCCUCCAUUGUCCACCUGUGUGCCAUUUCGCUGGACCGCUACCUGUCCAUCUCUCAGCCCAUGUCUUACACGGCGAGACGCACCCCCAAGCGCAUCAAGGCGGCCAUCGUCGUGGUGUGGCUGAUCUCGGCGGUCAUCUCCUUCCCCCCUCUCCUCUCCCUGGACAAGAGCGAAGGAGGGGUGGAGGUGUGCGAACUGAACAGCGAGCGCUGGUACAUCCUCUACUCCACCAUUGGCUCUUUCUUUGCUCCGUGUUUGAUUAUGAUCCUGGUGUACGUGAGGAUCUAUCAGAUCGCGAAGCAGCACACUCGCUGUCCCCCUGGGGAGAGACGCAAGGAGACCGCCCAGGGUGCCGACGUCGCGGCUUUGGACCAACGGCAGAAAUCCUCCAGCCCGUCGCGAGGCGGCCCUCCAAAGAGUCCUCACGUCUCUCCUCCCUCCCCCUCUCCCCCUCGGGCCCGGGCAGAGACGCCCGGCAACGAUCUCCGGCCGCCCGAGGGACAGCCUCCGGCCUCAUCGCAGGUCCCCGCUGCCGUGGGUCCACCGGCCUCCCCUCCCACCUUCCCUUCCCUUCAAGGAAACCCACCUCCAGCUGUCCCCGACCCCCAGGAAGCCUGCAGACAGCCUCACCAAGCUGCGGAGACACACACGGGAUCUCUCCACGACGACAGUUCCUCCUUCGGCUCGGAGGUGGAGGCGGAGACGAGGGACCAUGGAGGAGAAAACGGCCGAGGGCAGGGCGGGCCCGAGAAGAUGAGGAUGACCACACGAGGGCUGUUCCAAAGCAAAAAGUUCAAAGGUCAAGUUCAAAGCCUGGCCCAGAGGUACAAAAACACAGUGGCCACGCCCACCGGCACCAAGCUGGCCUCUGACGGGCUGCCCAAGCCCGAGGGCACGCCCAUGUCACGGCGCAAGGCCAUGGUAAACCGAGAGAAGCGUUUCACCUUUGUGUUGGCGGUGGUAAUCGGGGUGUUCGUGGUCUGUUGGUUCCCCUUUUUCUUCUCCUACUCGCUGGUGGCUGUCUGCCCAGAGACCUGUUCCCUCCCCAAGCCACUCUUUACGUUUUUCUUCUGGAUUGGCUACUGCAACUCCUGCCUAAACCCUGUGAUAUACACCAUCUUCAACAAGGACUUCCGGAAAGCCUUCAAGAAGAUCUUGUCGAGGAACACCAAGGGCACCUACUUCUAAAGUGAAGCUUGCGCAAGGACAGAAUGCCUUUUAGGUAACGAGGACAAACAAAUGGUGUACGCUCCUGCUUCUCUUUUGUUUGCUAAACGAACGCGGACGAAUGCUUCAAUGUACAGUAUUAAGUAACUGGAUUCUAGAUUGUUUGUGGAAAGGAUAAUAAUAAUAUCUUUAUUAAUCGGCAUCAAGGUGUUCAAAAAAUGUAUGUCAUUUAGAAACUACUUGUGAGUGUCAAGAUCCAGAACUAUCUUCAGUCUUUCCAGAACCUGUGUAUUAGCCUGGAGCAUUAGACAGUCACAAUGCAAAGAAACAGUAUCAAAUCAAAUUUCAUUUGAAUUGCCUUUUUUGCAAGCUGCAUCACACAGGGAUUGGCAUACACCCACAGAACUGCACCUAAACCAACCAAAAACCCUCCAAAAAGACAGGGACAAACUCCCAUGGAAGCUCAGAGAGAAAAAUGGCAGAAACGUACAGUAGGACAUAUGUUCCGUGAGUUCUUAAUGUUCUGGGAGUUCUCCAGUGGAGCAGGCUGCUCUGUGAGUCAUGCAAGGACAGAGAUGAAAAGAACUUGACCAACCAAGACGAUUCCCCUUGAAUUUCAAGGUUAGGAGAGAUCUGGGUAUUAAACAGGGUAUGAUCUCCUCUUGAUGUGAAAUAUACGUGGUAUCUAGCUGAAGGUUUAAACAGCAAUCAGAGUUGUAAGGAUUACAGGGUUUGCUAAAGAUAAAAAUACUAAUGUGGAUGUUUCUCUGCCUACACUACUAUCUCUCUCUGUAUCUCUCUCUCUCUGUGUAUCUCUCUCUCUCUCUCUCUCUCUCUCUCUCUCUGUAUCUCUCUGUCUCUGUAUCUCUCUGUCUCUGUCUCUCUCUCUCUCUCUCUCUCUGUAUCUCUCUCUCUCUGUAUCUCUCUGUCUCUGUAUCUCUCUCUCUCUCUGUAUCUCUCUGUCUCUGUAUCUCUCUCUCUCUCUGUAUCUCUCUCUCUCUCUGUAUCUCUCUGUCUCUGUCUCUCUCUCUCUCUCUCUCUCUCUCUCUCUGUAUCUCUCUCUCUCUGUAUCUCUCUGUCUCUAUAUCUCUCUCUCUCUCUGUAUCUCUCUCUGUAUCUCUCUCUCUCUGUAUCUCUCUCUGUAUCUGUCUCUCUCUCUCACUCUCUCUCUCUCUGUAUCUCUCUCUCUCUGUAUCUCUCUGUCUCUAUAUCUCUCUCUCUCUCUGUAUCUCUCUCUGUAUCUCUCUCUCUCUGUAUCUCUCUCUGUAUCUGUCUCUCUCUCUGUAUCUGUCUCUCUCUCUCUCUGUAUCUCUCUCUGUAUCUCUCUCUCUCUGUAUCUCUCUCUGUAUCUGUCUCUCUCUCUCUCUCUCUGUAUCUCUCUCUGUAUCUGUCUCUCUCUCUCUCUCUGUAUCUCUCUCUGUAUCUCUCUCUCUCUGUAUCUCUCUCUGUAUCUCUCUCUGUAUCUCUCUCUCUCUGUAUCUCUCUCUGUAUCUGUCUCUCUCUCUCACUCUCUCUCUCUCACUAGCCUUGGGUACUGGAUGUGUGUAGUGGUGGAUAAAAGCUUCUCAUCUCGUAACUCCCCAUGGAUAUAACAUCAGAGGGCAGGAUAGGGAAUAGAUCCUGGAGUGAGAUCCAGGAAUGUUAGACCUCUCGCUGGGAGCUGCCCAUCACAGUCAGAGUUUCAGGCCACCGACGUAAACUAUAGCAGGAAAACCAGAAACAUGGAAAACUUCCGGAAAAGAUGGGGAAAAAAGACCAACGUGAAUCUGCUGCAGUACCACUGCUGGGAGUCAAGUCAGUGCUAUGUCUGCUCACUCUUGUCUGCUCUCCUCCUCGUAUUCCUGCUCUCUCUUUUCAUCGUCUCUCCUAGACUCUAUUGUUUCGGAGAGACAAUUUCCUAGGUGACGGUUGCUCGCCCAGAAGGUACCAGGUUGUAAACUGACUCAGCACUGGAAAUUGAGUUUGAAUUCAGUUUUGCCUGCUGUCUGUAUCUCAGUCCUGUGUUAGGCUGCUUCACAACUGAAAAAACAAGGUCUAAAUCCACAACGUGACUCUGAACUUCCUUUGACAAAUUAUAUGUGUGUGUGUGUGCGCGUGCAUGUUAAUCCGGAGGGCAUGCUUUUGAAUGUCCAUGACUAAAUUAUUUCUUAACCAUAAACUAUGUGCAGGACUGACUGAAAUGGUGGGCAAGUAUGUAAAUAGUUGCAAUGUGAUAUGUAACAAGCCUAUGUUUUUUUUAGGUGUUCAUGGGCUACACUGUUGAAUGAGGAAUCAAUUGGGAGCUUGUCUUGAGUCGCCCACGACGAGAUUAUUUCCGUUUUUGUGAUUGAAAAGGCCAUGGUUUAUUAACCUUUGUUUUAACUGCUGUCGUUCUUACAGAGAUGAGCUGUUGUGAUGUUGCGUCUCAGUUCUGCACUGUAUGGUUGUACAAAU
Messenger RNA from Osmerus eperlanus (European smelt), 4420 nucleotides. Its product is annotated as alpha-2B adrenergic receptor. Gene Ontology annotation, molecular function: alpha2-adrenergic receptor activity; epinephrine binding. The record is from RefSeq and is a predicted model, not a curated record. Gene Ontology annotation, biological process: adenylate cyclase-activating adrenergic receptor signaling pathway. Gene Ontology annotation, cellular component: plasma membrane. NCBI's taxonomy places the organism in Eukaryota, Metazoa, Chordata, Actinopteri, Osmeriformes, Osmeridae. The transcript has 2 exons. Bases 431 to 2008 code for a protein of 525 amino acids.